Molecule: messenger RNA, 4814 nt
Organism: Anopheles coustani
Lineage: Eukaryota; Metazoa; Arthropoda; Insecta; Diptera; Culicidae
Gene: Kpc1
Product: E3 ubiquitin-protein ligase RNF123
Exons: 9
Coding region: 114-4406 (1430 amino acids)
Cellular component (GO): cytoplasm
Molecular function (GO): protein binding; ubiquitin-protein transferase activity
Source: RefSeq, a predicted model, not a curated record
AGUAGGCACGGUCACAGCUGUCAGAAACGCGGUCCUUUUCGAGUGUUGCGAAAAUGUAACGAAAGUUCGAACCAUUUCGUCGCAAGCCACGAGCGAGGGAACAGUGUUUUGCGAUGGAUUUCCUCUCCACCGUGGCCAACAUUUUCGAUGGCGACUGCCCAAUUGCCAUCGAUCAGCGAAGGAAGGACUACGCGCCGGACCAGUUCGUGCUGUCGGAGUACAUCGGUGAAAUCGGGCUGUGGCUCGAUGAAAAGCUCAGGGACCACGAGUUCCGCACCCCGCAGCGGAACGAACCGAUCGAAGGUAGGCUUGGCCCGCGACGCACCGUCUUCGAUGCGACCGAGGACGGGUCGAUACUCAUUUCGAAGGAUAAGCUAACGCUACAGUCCCAGAAUGCUUUCUCGACGGUGAAGGCGAACUGUUGUGUGUACAGUGGCCGGUGGAUGUACGAGGUUCAACUUCGCUCGAAAGGCGUUAUGCAAAUUGGCUGGUGUUCGUCUCAUUGCAAGUUCACGCAGGACACGGGCGUCGGUGACACCCGAUACAGCUACGGGUUGGACGGGAGCAAGCAACGUAUUUGGCAUGUUUACACGCAGAAGUAUGGCCCGUUCUGGCGAUCGGGAGAUAUUUUCGGCGUAUGCGUUGAUAUGGAUGCGGGACACAUCGAGUACUACCGGAACGGGGCGCCGCUUGGGGAAGCCUUCAGGGACAUUGAACGGGGGCCCGGGUUGGCUUUGUAUCCCGCCGUGUCGUUGGCGUUUAACGACAGCCUCACGGCGAAUUUCGGUGGAUCACCCUUCAAGCAUCAUGUCGAGCGUUACAGGCCACUCCAGGAGGCCCCGUAUAUUGCUCUAUACCAAGCGGAUUGUCUGUUAAAAUAUCUAGUCAACCUAUCCGGGACAAUCUCACAGCACGGUCGAACUUCCGCUAGUGGUCAGCAACGUUCCUCCACCAAACCCCAGUGCGUCACAGCGGAGUCGAUGUACAUGCUUCUGGCUGGAUGCCUCAUCGAACGGAUCGCCCCACUGCUGGCCAACUCGUACGUCGUAGAGGACAAGGUGUUUAGCUACAUCCGGGGCAUGUGCGUGCUGCGAAGUAACAGCGGGGGCAAGAACGAAGCACCGACGCAACCGGGCGCCCCCGAGUCCACCCUCGGGACGUUUCUCACCCUCCUCUGGACCUACCUGGAGCUGGAUGAGAUGAAGCUGUUCCUGAAGAAGUUGCUCAAUUUCCUCGCCAACACGUACAAGGAAACGCCGGUGGAUUUGGAGUACGAAAAGCAGCGUAAGAUCAUCGUCAUCCUCACGUGCAUCUGCAAUCAUCCGGCGACGCGGAAGUACCUGCUCGAGUACAAGUUUUUCAAGAAGAACUGCCUGCCCCUUUUCCUCUACACGAAGCCACCGGAUGAAUCGACACUGGAACAGCUACUGCCGGACGAUCACAUCUGGACCGAAGGGCUCGGUGGAUCGAAGGAGAUAUACUUGGCCGCGUGCGAGCGCCUAAAAGCGCACACUUCGGUGCUGUACACCCUGCAGAAGAACCUGAUACAAAUUCUCAUGAACAACGGGGACGGCAAUGAGACCAGCUCCCCGAGCAGUCGUCGAAUCUUUGUGGCUAAAGUUCGGAAAUUCGUCAUGGACAAUAACGUUGAGAUGCGGGGCUUGUACUCAUCAACAACACAGCCAGCCAUCGGGUUGUCCUUCCUCUGCACGUUGCUCGAUGUUGCCAAAAGCCUCUGGGAGGAAGAGUGCGUACAACGGGGUUCCGGAGUGGAUCGUAAAAGCGUACCACCAGCUAUCGACUGCCAGUUUUUCUACGAUGGAACGUUCAAGUACGCCAAUCUAGACCGAAUUGGCGGUGUACUAUCCUACCUGAGGAAGCAUUUUCGGGCACAGCUGGUCGAAAAGCUUGGUGCGGACCAUCCCAGUGUCGCCUCUGUCGAUCAACCGAGCGAUUUGAGGAGUGAAAUUGCUGCGUUCAACGUAUUUCUCGAUUCGGCCAUGUUUCUCGUGUCCGGUGGACCCAACACUGCCUACUCGCUAGUCUCCCGUGCGGCCAACAGUGGUCCGGAUCGCCAUCAGCAGACAAAUCAAGCGCAUCCAGCAUCGAUAGGGUUGGAUGAAAACUCCUCCGGCAUUACUCCGGGAACCUCUGCGGGAAAAUGCACAUCCGGGGCGAUCGGUUGUGGACCGAUGGACUCGUACCGAGCCGUCUGUGAACUGCUCGAUUGUUGCGUGGUUUUCUACAAUGCCAUAGCGCACAAGUACGUCGUGAUGAUAGCGGAUUUGCGCGAUAACAUAUCGCACCUUUCGGAUAUUCUGCUCGAAACGAAGAGCAACUGUGACGAGGUGCUGCACAACUUGGAGGAACUAAAACGAUGCGCCCGGACGGAUGGAGGGCCGGGCUCGGCCUACAAUCGAUUGUCGCAUGAGGAGCUGCUGCACGAACUGGACGCCCGUUUUGGACAGCGGAAAAGUAUCUUUGCGAAACGAUCGAUGGAACUCGCCCGCAAACAAGCCUGGUAUCGCUCGGUAGCCCUCGGAACGCAUCGGAGGGGUCUGUUGUGCUGGCUCCUUGGGAUCAUCUUCGAGACUUUGCACAACUUCAGCUCGGAGGAGAUCCUGUUCGCGUUCCUGCCCGAGACGUACAUCAACGUCCUGCCGAUCCUGCUCGACACGGUGCUGGACUUUAGCUUCCACGACACUGCCAUCCAGCAUGACCUCACCGGCGAUGCCAAACUGAUCGCAUCGGCUGCCAACUUUCUUGCCAAACAUCUGGCCGAUCCGCGCGUCAUUCUGGCAUCCUGCAAAGACGCCCUCAUUCAAGCCCUGGGUUCUCUGACCUGCCACGAGGCGGGCAUUCGGGCGCUAGAACAGUCAACGCCGGAAAAUCAGCAGGCACUCGUCCGCGCCCUGCUGCGACCGUACGAAAACCGGGCAUGGGGUCAGAGCAACUGGUUGCUUCUGAGAUUCUGGCUCGGGGAUGGGUUUGCCUAUCGGGAAUCACGCCCACCGUGCGUUUGGCAGACGGGCCGGGAUGCGACGGCCGUACGCUCUUUGGGAUUGUACCGUAGCCGUUCGAAAAAUGGCUCGCACACCGGACUGCUCCACCUGAUUGCACCCGCGUGUCCGUCGAAACACUUCCAGCGGCUAAUCAGCGAAACGCUCAGCCGGGACGAACCGUACUGUACGACGUUCCUGAACUCGGUACUUUCGCAGCUGAACUGGGCGUUUUCGGAGUUCAUUCACAUCCUACAGGACAUACAAAACAUAUCGCAACGCGACGAACAGUUGGUGAUUGAAACGAAGCAGCUGAAAAUCUGUUCCAUGUGCUUCGAGCUGACCGUCUCGCUGAUGCGUGCGCUGGAAAUGAUCGUCACCAUCACGCCGAGUCUGCUGCAGGACGGUACACGGGCGAACGGCGAAAUCAUUCUCAGCCGCAUCUGCCAGCUGGCCAUACAGGUGCUUUCGCGGGUAACCGUUCCGCCCGGGUGCUUCCAGCACGUGAUGGACCUCUGUCUGCCCGAUCUGAGCAAUGUGACACACUUUGCCAUCAUCAGUGCCGCCAUCGGGAUGCUACUAGCGUUGAUGCGCCACGAGCUGCUGGGUGAGCGGACCGGCGGCGGUUCUUCGGAGUGCAUCACGAAGAUUCCUCGCAUUUCCAAGUUCCUGCUGACAGACACGAGCUUUCACGUCGCUAGCUUGGAGUACGCGCUGGGGGAAGUGAAAACGCCCAUCACGAACCAGAACGGCGAGGCACCGAGGGGCAAUUUUGAUCCGAAAAUGCGUGCCCACAUUGACCCGCUGACGAACGAGGUGCGAGUUCCGUCGCCUUUCCGUAAAGGUGGUUCCGGUGCCUGUGCUGGUGGUCCGAGUGGAAGCGGAGUUUGUGGUGGUUCCGUUGGCGUAAAGGAGAUCAUACCUGAUCCACCGAUCAUUAAAUUCAAUAUGGCCGAUUAUGUGAGUCACGUUUUGCCGGAUGAAGUUGGCCAGAUUGCGAGACUAAUCGAAACGUUACAGCUGCGCCAGACGUUGCUCUCUGAGAUCACGAUUCUGUCGGAGGAUUCACUGUGUCCCAUUUGCUACGCCAAAUCCAACUCAGCCGCGUUCGAUCCUUGUCAACAUCAGUCGUGCGAAACCUGCAUCAUGCAACAUCUGAUGAACAGUAAACAGUGUUUCUACUGUAAAAUACUCAUCACUCGCGUCACGCGGCAAGACGGGGUAACCAUCUACGAGGCGUGCAAUACGCCACCCGCACCUCCGAACCUGCUUCGCAUGGGAACCUCCCCGCUCGUGAUCACAUCCUCCACCGUACCGAUCGACGGUGAAUCGUCUGUUGAUGCAACCACUACGCCACCUCCUCCUCCCGACGAGGUUGAUGAAUUCGAUGGUCCUGGUGGACCAUGAAACAAAAUUACAUUCCAUUCCCAUUCCCUCAUAACGGUAUUAAUGUAUAUGCUUCUAAAGCAAUGCAAAGACACAACUCCCAUGUUUUUACCUUUUUUUCUGGAAAUGCUUACAGCAAAUCUCAAUCAUGAGCUAAAGUUAGGUUGAAGCUUUGAGCUUAUGAGCAAAAAUUAUGAGUCACACGUGAGGGCAAGACAAACCUAUCGGACGGACCAUGACCUCAUGCAUUCAAUUGUUAGCUAGCGAAAUUGUUUGUGUUCUUUCUGAAUGUCCCGUAACACUUUACCUCAACUCUACACGUUUGCUCAUCUCUAACGAAAUACGUAAGAUAUGUCGCCGGGAGCGGAAAUGCUACUGAAAAUGUUCACAAACUAGAAUAUAAUCGCUUGAUUGCUUGGUGCUACCGUA